AUGGGGGCAAGGGGCUGCACAAGUGUGGAUGCCCUACUUUGCUUCCUCACGAGGACCAAUGACCGUAAACGACUCAUUACUCCUAACAACGAUGUUCCCAUUGGAGUUGCAAGGAGUUUGGUGACUCCCAGAGAUGUGAGCGUGAUGAGAACAAGGGAUGAUAACCAGCUGGUGAGUGAUGCCAUGGCACCUAGUGUGUAA
Messenger RNA from Prunus armeniaca (apricot), 201 nucleotides. The record is from the annotation of a GenBank genome assembly. NCBI's taxonomy places the organism in Eukaryota, Viridiplantae, Streptophyta, Magnoliopsida, Rosales, Rosaceae.